Molecule: messenger RNA, 970 nt
Organism: Sabethes cyaneus
Lineage: Eukaryota; Metazoa; Arthropoda; Insecta; Diptera; Culicidae
Product: NFU1 iron-sulfur cluster scaffold homolog, mitochondrial-like
Exons: 2
Coding region: 47-850 (267 amino acids)
Biological process (GO): iron-sulfur cluster assembly
Cellular component (GO): mitochondrion
Molecular function (GO): iron ion binding; iron-sulfur cluster binding
Source: RefSeq, a predicted model, not a curated record
GAUAGUGAGGUAUUGCUUUUUGCGAUUCAUUUUAGCAAAAUCUAAAAUGUUUAAAACCGCUCUCAGAAGCACAACCUCGCUGAGGUUUCUUGUGCUUGGCUCUCCCAAGAUAAUUAACUUCACGGCGCAAAGAAACUUUAAAUCUCUCGGCAAACAAUCAAUAAGCCAAUCAAUACUAGUUCCAUUAUGCUCUUCAACCCAAACGUUUCGAUCGAUGUUUAUCCAAACACAGGACACCCCAAAUCCGGACAGUUUGAAAUUUCUCCCAGGAGUUUCAGUACUUGAAAAAGGACAAACCAUGGAUUUCCCUACACAUACUUCGGCACUCUGUAGUCCAUUGGCUAAAUUGCUGUUUCGGAUCGAGGGCGUCCGAGCUGUUUUCUUUGGUCCCGAUUUCGUAACUAUUUCGAAGCAGGAGGAUGCCGAAUGGCGCCUCAUCAAGCCAGAGGUGUUUGCCGUAAUAAUGGAUUUCUUUGCUUCUGGGCUGCCUGUGGUAACGGAUGUAAAACCCACAGGCGAUACUCAAAUCAAUGAAGAUGACGACGAAACGGUGCAAAUGAUUAAAGAAUUGUUGGAUACCCGAAUCAGACCAACUGUGCAAGAGGAUGGCGGAGACAUUAUAUUUAUGGGUUUUGAAGAAGGAGUUGUGAAACUAAAAAUGCAAGGUUCCUGUUCAUCUUGUCCAAGCUCCAUCGUAACACUCAAGAAUGGUGUUCAGAACAUGCUGCAGUUCUACAUUCCGGAAGUCGUUGCGGUUGAACAGGUUACAGACCAAGUAGACGAGGUUACGGAAAAAGAGUUCGAGAAGCUGGAGAGUAAAAUUCAGCAAAAGAAAGAUAAAAUCGAAUAAAAAUAUUAUUAAAGUGAUAGUAAAAUAGUUGGAUUGAUGCUUUGUAACAGCUACAGGGCCUUUUGAAAAUUUAUGAAAAUAUAGACUAGCUUAUCAGAAGCAUAAGCGAUACAUAUAUUG